AUGAAAGCGUUCCCGACCGUUCCUUCUUCUGGGGUUUUUAUCUUCGUUACCAGGAAUGGUCCCACAUUCCCAGACAGACAGAACUACCAGCGCACUGGACUCCCGCUGGAAGUAUCCACUGCUCUCGGGCAGGGACGGGUCAAUCAGCUGGGAGGUGUUUUCAUUAACGGCCGGCCUCUACCAAACCACAUCCGGCACAAGAUAGUGGAGAUGGCCCACCAAGGGGUCCGGCCCUGUGUCAUUUCCCGGCAGCUGCGCGUCUCUCACGGCUGCGUCUCUAAGAUUCUCUGCCGGUUUCAGGAGACGGGUUCAAUCCGACCUGGAGCCAUCGGUGGCAGCAAGUCCAGGCAGUUAUCUACGUCUGAAGUGGAGACGCGGAUAGAGGAGUACAAGCACGACAACCCCGGGAUGUUCAGCUGGGAAAUACGGGACAAGCUGCUGAAAGACGGAGUGUGUGACAGAGGCACAGUCCCUUCAGUGAGUUCCAUCAGCCGCGUGCUUCGAAAUCGAUUUGGGAAAAAGGAUGAGGACGAAUGUGACAGAAGGGACGAAGACGCAGAAAAAAGAAACAAACACAGCAUAGACGGCAUUCUGGGCGGCAAAGGAAGCCAAAUGGAAGAUGUGUCAGAUGUGGAAUCGGAACCUGAUCUCCCGCUUAGAAGGAAGAAGCGCAGAAGUCGGACCACCUUCACCGCAGAGCAGCUUGAGGAGUUAGAAAAGGCUUUUGAAAGAACACACUAUCCUGACAUUUAUACCAGAGAGGAACUGGCCCAGCGGACCCGACUGACUGAGGCCAGGGUUCAGGUGUGGUUUAGCAACCGCAGAGCCAGGUGGCGCAAGCAAGCAGGAGCCAGUCAACUAGCACCAUUCAACAAUCUCUUGCCCAGUGGAUUUUCUUCAACAGGAGUGUCGACAUUUUCAACAUAUCAGCUCUCAGAAUCAGGCUAUUCUUCUCUGUCCCAUGAGAAUGAUGAUGCAGUUCAUCGUCCACAACCUCUGCCUCCAUCCACGGUGCACCAAAUGGGUCUGUCCAGUGCGGACAGCAGUCCUGCCUAUGUUCUUUCCUCCAACUGCAACGGGUUCUCCAGUUAUUCUGAUUCCUUUGUGAGCUCUGCAGCUCAGAGUAAUCCCGUUAACAGUGGACUUUCACAACAGGUUAUGAGCAUCAUGAGUAAUUCAUGUCGUGUUUCCUCAAAGCCACACCAUGACUUCUCAUUGUCACCUCGCCCAAGGUAUUUGGACUCUUCUUUAUCCAAUAUCAUGGCAGCCAGUGGCAGUCAACAGUCAGCUGAGGUCUCUGUUAAGAUGGCGGACAGCUUUCAUUCAUCCGAAUCUUACUCCCCAACCACAUACGGCACCACCAGCUACAGCAUGGACCCAGUUGUGACAGCCGCCAGCUACCAGUACAGUCAGUAUGGUCAGACUGCUGUGGAUUACUUGGCAAAGAACAUUAGCCUCUUCAGCCAGCACAAGAUGAAGUUGACCAAUCACUCAGCUGUGCUGGGAAUGCUGCAUGUCAGUACUGGCCAGGCCUACUAAUACUGUAAACAAACAGCAGCAGACCUAGCCACCAGCAGCCCCUGUGACUCCUGCUGCAACACAAAACUCACACAGAGGUUUUCCGACAAUGCGAGUGUUUUUCCUGCAGACGAAGAGCCACAACACCUCUUGAAAUAUCUCUUCCAGUAAAUGUUUGGUACGUGGUCUGGUGAGUUUGGACUUUCCGUGGUGGUUCAUGGGGCACCAACGCAGCUCUACUGUUCUACAUUUGUAUUAAAUAGCUAUGUUUGUCUUGUUUGGUCCUUUAGGGAAAUGUCAGUGUUGUAGUACUCGAGAUCGGUCUUGGUCUCAAGACCAUUUUUGACGGUCUCGGUCUCAGACGCUGAGGACUCAGCAUUUUAUUUCAAGACCAGUCAAAACCGCAACUGUGAAAAUAUCACUAAACGUACAGCAUACUGU
This is a messenger RNA of Poecilia latipinna (sailfin molly), 1959 nucleotides long. RefSeq names its product paired box protein Pax-7-like. Gene Ontology annotation, biological process: regulation of transcription by RNA polymerase II; anatomical structure development. The transcript is spliced from 10 exons. Gene Ontology annotation, molecular function: RNA polymerase II cis-regulatory region sequence-specific DNA binding; DNA-binding transcription factor activity, RNA polymerase II-specific. NCBI's taxonomy places the organism in Eukaryota, Metazoa, Chordata, Actinopteri, Cyprinodontiformes, Poeciliidae. Bases 1 to 1539 code for a protein of 512 amino acids. The record is from RefSeq and is a predicted model, not a curated record.